AUGUCGGCAGCACCAGAUGGAGGAUACGGCUGGGUGAUUGUGCUUGCGAUCUUCUGGAACAACGCCCACCACUGGGGCAUUCUUUCCAGCUAUGGGGUAUUCAUGCAAUGGUUUCUAGCCCAUCCAGUCUAUGUAUCCGGAACAUAUCUGGACUACGCGCUCAUCGGCGGCCUUGCAGCAUCGCAGUCCUGCUUGAUCGCCCCUUUCGCAACUACCGUCCACCACCGAUACGGAAUCAAGGUUUCUGUCGGGCUCGGAGUGCUACUAGAAUUUGCUGCUUUGCUGGGCGCUUCGUGGAGCAAUAAGAUCUGGCAUCUUUACCUCAGCCAAGGCAUCUGCUACGGUUGGGGACUGGGACUGCAAUACAGUUCAUCUACGUCAAUCAUCCCACAAUGGUUCACUAAGCGACGGAGUCUAGCCGCAGGAAUAACAACUGCUGGCACAGGCACAGGUGGGCUUAUCUAUUCCCUGGCAGCAAAUGCUAUGCUGGCCCGCUGGGGACCUGGCUGGACGUACCGCGUGAUAGCAAUUGUCCAAGUCGUUGUGAGCUCAGUGUGCGUGCUGGCAUUGCGCGAUAAUGAUCUUAAUGGCACACAAGUUCGAGGCCGUGAGUUGAAAGCUAUCAAUUUUACGGUCGGUAAACGAUAUGAAGUCUGGCUGUUUUUAGGCUGGAGCUUCUUCAGUGUCAUGGGGUUCAUGGUGAUAUGGUUCUCUCUCUCGACCUUCUCUCGGAGUAUCGGAUUGGAUGCUGGGCAGGGAUCGAUUGUCACGGCUCUGCUGAAUGUUGGACAGGUUGUCGGACGUCCGCUCGUGGGAUACUAUAGUGAUGCUGUUGGGCGUAUUAAUAUUGCUACUGCUGCCACAUUCGUCAGUGGUGUGCUUUGCCUGUCGCUUUGGGUCUGUGCAAAGUCGUAUGCUGCCAUCCUGUGCUUCGCGCUCUUUGGUGGGAUCCUUUUCGGGACUUUCUGGACGGUCAUGGCUCCUCUCAGUGCAGAGGUAGUGUCUCUCAAGGAAGUCCGGUCGUGCUUGACAAUCAUGUGGCUGGUUUGCGUUCUUCCAGCGACAUUUGGCGAAGCCAUUGGUCUCGAGCUGCGCACUUCAGGAGACCGGCCAUACCUCCGCACACAGCUAUUUACCGGCUUCAUGUAUAUCGGAGCGGCUCUCUGCUCUGCACUACUGCGAGUGUGGAAGGCCCGGAGAAUUGGAAAGUCAGAGGCCCCUGCCGAUACUAUUGACGAUGCAUACUUUAAGGUCCACAAUAUGAGCCUCUGGAAAAAGGUCUAA
Molecule: messenger RNA, 1284 nt
Organism: Aspergillus versicolor CBS 583.65
Lineage: Eukaryota; Fungi; Ascomycota; Eurotiomycetes; Eurotiales; Aspergillaceae
Exons: 4
Coding region: 1-1284 (427 amino acids)
Biological process (GO): transmembrane transport
Molecular function (GO): transmembrane transporter activity
Source: RefSeq, a predicted model, not a curated record